Oncorhynchus tshawytscha (Chinook salmon) is the source of this 1523-nucleotide messenger RNA. It is a transcript of the gene prkag3a, whose product is annotated as protein kinase, AMP-activated, gamma 3a non-catalytic subunit. Lineage: Eukaryota; Metazoa; Chordata; Actinopteri; Salmoniformes; Salmonidae. The record is from RefSeq and is a predicted model, not a curated record.
GUUUGUGGGGAUGGGCAGGGGGAGAGGAGCCUGCGUGUAGCAGGACCUAGCGGUUUGUUGUUGGGUGCGUAGUGCCCAACUCUUUCAUGAAGAAAAGACACAAGGCAGAUCUCGUUUCAAGAGAUGCGUGAACAAUCGAAGAAUGCAGAGGCCGAUGCUGAGAUGUACAUGAAGUUCAUGAAAAGUCAUUGCUGCUAUGAGACCAUUCCAACCAGCUGUAAACUGGUCAUAUUUGACACAACACUACAAGUAUGCUGACUAUAACAGAUUUCAUCAACAUUCUCCAUCAUUACUACAGGUCCCCAUUGGUUCAAAUGAAUGAGCUGGAGAGGCAUCAAAUUGGAACUUGGCGAGAUGUGUACCUGCAAUACUCCAACCACUGUCUUCACAGUAUCACUCCAGACGCCAGCCUCUUCGACGCCAUCUAUUCCCUACUGAGGUAUAAGAUCCACAGAUUGCCGGUUAUUGAUCCCGUGUCUGGAAAUGUCUUACACAUUCUCACGCACAAGCGAAUCCUCAAGUUUCCACAACACCAAAUAGUGGUGUUGUGAACUGUGUGUGUUGCUUUUACAUUCAUUGUGUUCCUUUCUACACAGAACGAGACAGUCCCAAAACCCUGCUUCAUGCAGAAGACGAUCCAGGACGUUGGGAUCGGGACAUUCCGGAACAUUGCCACGGUCCAGCAGACGGCCUCAGUCUACGAUGCCCUGUCUCUGUUUGUAGAGAGGACGGUCUCCGCACUGCCCGUAGUAAAUGAGCAAGCAAGGUGGUGGCUCUCUACUCCAGAUUUGAUGUGAUUGUAAGUACCCCAAAACUGCCCUUUACAGUUUAAUUCACCUGAAAACUAUACAAAAUCAAGUCCUUCGUGUCUUUGUUUGGUGCGUUGUGUACAUUUGAAUUGUUCUCGCCGCUCCUCUCCUCGUCUCUUCUUCUCGGAGACAGAAUUUGGCCGCCUAGAAGACAUACAACAACCUGAACAUGUCCAUGGAGGAGGCCAUCCGACGGCGCUGCUGUUUCGUCGAGGGCGUGGCCAAGUGCCUCCCUGACGAGACCCCUGGAGACCGUCAUCGAUCGCAUCAUUAAGGCUGAGGUCCAUCGGCUGGUCCUGGUGGACAAAGAGGAUGUGUGUAGGGGGAUCAUCUCUCUCUCCGACCUGCUCCAGGCCGUGGUGUUAACCCCGGCAGGUAAUGACACCCUUUAGCCUCAAAACACCUGUGGGAGUCAGGACCUCUUGCCCUACCUCCAUCUUCCACCGCCUCUAGCCCCACCUCCCCGGCCCAGAGAUUUCAAGCAAAUCAAACUGAGAUCACUAGAGAACAAUGUGAAGUGGAUGAAAAGGGAGACCGUUUUCAAAAUGUCAUCGUACUGCUGUGGAGAGAAACAUAAUCCGCAACAAUCAACUGUAUCAGUUGAGUUCAAUAAAACACAAUUGUCCUUAGUUGCAUUUUAUCAAAUUGAUGAUGUAAGUUUGUGUUACUUUGUGUUGCGCUGAAUUUGUGCUUUAUUAAACAUGUUCUAAUCAA